Lobosporangium transversale is the source of this 1240-nucleotide messenger RNA. Its product is annotated as mRNA capping enzyme-domain-containing protein. Gene Ontology annotation, biological process: 7-methylguanosine mRNA capping. Lineage: Eukaryota; Fungi; Mortierellomycota; Mortierellomycetes; Mortierellales; Mortierellaceae. Gene Ontology annotation, cellular component: nucleus. The record is from RefSeq and is a predicted model, not a curated record. The transcript has 5 exons. Gene Ontology annotation, molecular function: mRNA 5'-cap (guanine-N7-)-methyltransferase activity. The coding region runs from base 16 to 1137 and encodes 373 amino acids.
AAACCAUCAAAGACCAUGUCUGAACAAACUGUAGUAAAUGAACCAACUGUCGAAACGCAUUCAUCCUUGAAGCAAGAUUCGGAAGCUCAAUCAGCAUCAACAAAGGACCAGGAGCAGCCACGACAGGGACGAGAGCAAGAGCAAACGUCUAACCCCACAAAACGUGCUCGUUCUCCUUCAACUGAAGAGUCAUCGAGAGCAGACUCUGGGAGUAAUAAGCGCGCACGCUCACCUGGCCAUGAUACCAAAAGCACUGAGCCCAAUGUUCAUAAACAAGUCGCAGAGCAUUAUAAUGCUCGACCAGACGUGGGUGUUGAAAAGCGUAAGGAAUCAACGAUAUUUCGACUUAAAAGUUUCAAUAACUGGCUGAAAUCAGUCUUGAUCGGAAGAUAUGCACGGCCUAGAGAUAAGGUCUUGGACGUGGGCGUCGGUAAAGGAGGAGAUCUGCUCAAGUGGUCAAAGGCCAAGAUCCAGUAUUUUGUUGGAUGUGAUAUUGCAUCAAAGUCGAUCGAGCAAGCACAAGAGCGAUACAGAACUAUGCGGAACCCACCUUUCGAGGCGCAUUUCCAUGCCAUGGAUUGCUACUCUGAGCCAAUCUCAAAGGUAGUAUCGCCAGACAUUGUAUUUGAUAUGGUAUCGAUGCAAUUCUGUUUACAUUAUUCAUUCGAGACCGAGGCCAAGGCUAGGAUGAUGCUUCACAAUGUUACAUCGCAACUCAAGCCUGGGGGCGUUUUUAUUGGAACAAUACCGGAUGCAUAUUGGAUUGUCAAAAAACUCAAGUCCGAAUCCGAUGAGGGCCUUCAGAUCGGGAACUCGAUCUAUUCAAUCAGAUUUGAACGCCGAGACAGUUUUGAAAAGUUUGGAGCCAAAUACUGGUUCCAUCUCGAGGAUGCUAUUGAUGAUUGUCCAGAAUACCUCGUUCAUUUCCCAACAUUUCAAUCCCUGGCAGAAGAAUAUGGACUGGAAUUGAUUUAUAAUAAAAAGUUUCACCAAGUCUAUGAGGAGGCAUCCCAGGAACUAGACUUUAAUCAACUAUUGUACAGGAUGAACGUUAUCUCGGAGGAUGGACAUCUUUCUGCAGACGAAUGGGAAGCAGCGAACAUUUAUCUCGCUUUUGCGUUUAGAAAGAGACAAUAAAGCUAAUAUCUGAAGUGCUUACAAGGAAAAGAAAAAGAUGGUUUAUUAUCAACAAAGUUAUUCGUUUUACUACGAUAUUCUGGAUUGUGGCGCUCCUCGACAC